This is a messenger RNA of Entrophospora candida, 246 nucleotides long. Lineage: Eukaryota; Fungi; Glomeromycota; Glomeromycetes; Entrophosporales; Entrophosporaceae. The record is from the annotation of a GenBank genome assembly.
UUUGGUUGGGAUGAAGAUGCUUUGAUUUUGUUGACAACUGAUCAUGGUGGCAUUAAAACUAAUCAUGGUGGAGAUUCGGAAGAAGAAUUAAACAUAGUUUGGGGUGCCAGAGGUGAAGGAAUUGAGUCAGGUAAAACUCUUAAAGAGGUUUCUAAUAUGAGUAUAGCAGCUGUUAUUUUGACUGCUUUUGGCAAAAAAAUUCCUGAUUAUUUUGAUUCUAAAGUUCCUGAUGGUCUUUGGAAUUAG